AUGGCGUUUCAGGAUUUCGAUCACAUCUCCGAACGGCGAAGGCGUGAGAGGCAGGCCAAGCGCAAGAAGAUCAUCAUCAUCGCUACUGUCUCCAUCCUCGUCGUCCUCCUCGCCGCCGCCGCAGCCGUCGCCGCAGUCGUCUACAACCGCCGCGACGCCUCCUCCUCCCCCUCCUCCUCCUCGACUUCCAAGCAUGGCAGCAGCAGCAGCAGCAAAAAUAAGGAGGCGCCUGUGAAGGAGAUUGCGCAGAACCAGAAGGCGAUUAAGAUGAUCUGCUCGCCCACAGAUUACAAGAAGGCAUGCGAGAGCAGCCUCUCGAAGGAGGUGCCGGAAAACUCCUCCGCCUCCCCGCAGCCGAAGGAUUUCCUCAAGGCCGCCAUUUCCGUCACCGCGGCCGAGCUGAAGAAGGCCGUCAAGGAGAUCAACUCUAAGCUGAAAUUCGACUCGCCGGAGGAGAAGGCCGCUUUCGAAGACUGCAAGGUGCUUUUCGAAGACGCCAUGGAAGAGCUGAACAGUUCGAUCUCCGACGUCGAAGUCGAAGACUUGACGAAGCUGUCUUCGACCACGCCGGAUCUGAACAACUGGCUAAGCGCCGUGAUUUCUUACCAACAGACCUGCAUCGACGGGUUUCCGGAUGGAGAGUUGAAAACUUCGAUGCAGAAGAGCUUGAAGAGCACGAAGGAAUUGACGAGCAAUGCCCUCGCUAUUAUCGCGAAGAUCAGUUCUGUGUUUUCUUCUUUCUCGCCGGGAUCCAGCCGCCACCUCCUGGCCGAUCAACCGGCCAGCUCGCCGCCGGCCGUUGACGAGGAUGGGCUUCCGAGCUGGAUAAGCCAUGAAGAUCGGAGAAUGCUGAAAGCAAAAACGGUUAAUCUCGCACCCAAUGUGACUGUUGCAAAAGAUGGCAGCGGAAACUACAGCACCAUCUCUGCUGCAUUGGCCGCCAUCCCUGAAAAAUUUGAAGGAAGGUACGUCAUCUACGUGAAAGAAGGAAUUUAUGAUGAGACCGUGAUAGUGACGAAGAAGAUGGUGAACAUUACCAUGUUUGGCGAUGGAUCCCAGAAGUCUGUCGUCACAGGGAAUAAAAAUUUCGUGGACGGCGUUCGAACUUUCCAGACUGCAACUUUUGCGGUUAUAGGAGAAGGCUUCAUGGCUCAAUCCAUGGGAUUUAGAAACACCGCCGGCCCCGAAAAGCACCAGGCGGUGGCCCUGAGAGUCCAAUCCGAUCGCUCCAUCUUCGUCAACUGCCGCAUGGAGGGAUACCAAGACACGCUCUACGCUCAAACCCACCGCCAAUUCUACCGCAGCUGCCUCAUCAAAGGCACCAUCGACUUCAUCUUCGGCGACGCUGCCGCCAUCUUCCAGAACUGCAUGAUCUACAUCCGGAAGCCAUUGGAAAACCAACAGAACAUCGUCACCGCCCAAGGCCGCGCCGACCGACACGAAACCACCGGCAUCGUCUUGCAGAACUGCAAGAUCCUGGCCGACGAGACGCUCGAGCCGGAGAAAUCCAAGUUCAAGAGCUACCUCGGCCGGCCGUGGAAGGAAUAUUCUAGAACCAUCGUGAUGGAAUCGGAGAUCUGCGACCUGAUCCACCCCGACGGCUGGCUGCCAUGGGACAAAGACUUCGCCUUGAAGACAUUGUUCUACGCGGAGUUUAACAACAAAGGAGCGGGUUCCUCCGUUUCCAAGAGAGUGAAGUGGCCCGGUUACAAGGUGAUUACCAAGGAAGAAGAGGUGAUGAAGUUCACCGUCGGUCCCUUCAUUCAAGGCGAAUCUUGGUUGAAACCGGCCGGCGUUCCCGUCCGAAUCGGCUUGUUUUAA
Molecule: messenger RNA, 1821 nt
Organism: Diospyros lotus (date-plum)
Lineage: Eukaryota; Viridiplantae; Streptophyta; Magnoliopsida; Ericales; Ebenaceae
Product: pectinesterase
Exons: 3
Coding region: 1-1821 (606 amino acids)
Biological process (GO): cell wall modification
Molecular function (GO): pectinesterase activity; pectinesterase inhibitor activity
Source: RefSeq, a predicted model, not a curated record